Messenger RNA from Chelonoidis abingdonii (Abingdon island giant tortoise), 2066 nucleotides. It is a transcript of the gene ZRSR2, whose product is annotated as zinc finger CCCH-type, RNA binding motif and serine/arginine rich 2. Gene Ontology annotation, molecular function: RNA binding; metal ion binding. Gene Ontology annotation, biological process: mRNA splicing, via spliceosome. Gene Ontology annotation, cellular component: U2AF complex. The record is from RefSeq and is a predicted model, not a curated record. NCBI's taxonomy places the organism in Eukaryota, Metazoa, Chordata, Testudines, Testudinidae.
CCUCUUCCGAUUUCGUAUCACGUGACAUCCCUCGUCCCUACACAACAUGGCGGCUUCCAUGUUGCUCCCCGCGGCGGCUCCGGAAAAGUUGGGCCAUAAAAAAUACAAAGCUAUUCUGAAGAAAGAAAAACGAAAGAAAAAGAGACAAGCACUUGCCAAAUUAAGAGAUUCAGAAAUCACAGAAAAAAGUGAACCACUGUCUGAAGAGGAGGAACUGGAAGAAGAGGAAAAACAACUUGAGGCUGAAAGGCAAAAACUACAUGAGGAAUGGUUGCUGAGAGAAGAAAAGGCUCAAGAGGACUUCAGACUCAAGAAGGAAAAGGAAGAGGCCAUGAGAAGACUUCAGGAGGAAGAGGAGAGAAAGAUAAAAGAAGAAUGGGAAGAACAGCAAAGGAAGGAGAGAGAAGAGGAGGAGCAGAAGCAACAGGAGAAGAGAGAAAGAGAGGAAGCUGUGCAGAAGAUGCUGGAUCAAGCUGAAAGUCAGCUGGAAAAUGGCGCUACCUGGCAUAACCCAGAACCCCCAGAGAACAUAGGAACGGAGAAAGAUAGAGCUAAUUGCCCGUUUUAUAUCAAAACAGGAUCCUGCAGAUUUGGAGACAGAUGUUCCCGCAAACAUAACUACCCAACAUCUAGUCAGACGCUUCUGAUCAGAGGUAUGUUUGUUACGUUUGGGAUGGAGCAGUGUAGAAGAGAUGACUAUGAUACAGAUGCAAGUCUUGAAUACAGUGAGGAGGAAACCUACCAGCAGUUCUUAGACUUCUAUGAAGAUGUACUGCCUGAGUUCAAGAAUGUGGGAAAGGUUAUUCAGUUCAAGGUUUGUUUGAAAGACAGAAAUGCCCAAGAGGGAAACACUGCAACUUUCUGCACGUAUUCAGAAAUCCACACAAUGAGUUUUGGGAGGCCAAUAGAGACAUACAUAUUUCUCCUGAACGGAUCAAUCAGUCAGCUAAAAACUCUGAAAGGAGAAACAGAACAGGCCAUCACGAGGACUAUUACAGCAAGUCAAGAAGACGGAGCAGCCCCAGCCCAGAUCAUUCUUACAAAAGAAAUGGAGAAUCAGAGAGGAAAAAAAGUAGCCACAAGAGCAAAAAAAGACGGCGGUCUAGCAGGUCAAGAAGUUGGGAACGAAGGCGGUCACAUAGUAGAGGGAAGAAGAGGAGAGGUCGUAGUCGCAGCAGAAGCCGUAGUUGUACACGUGGUCGUAGUAGAAGCCGAACUAGAAGCUCCUCUCGGUCCAGGAGUCGGGGCAAAAAGAGGUCAAAUAGCAGAGGAAGAAGUAAUGAACCCCUCCCAAAAAAGUGAGAAUUCUUUGAGGAGUUGCCACUUGAGCAACUGUAGUGUUACCAAAGAUACCAUGUGUGCAGUAGAUGACUAUGUACCAAGAAUAAUGUUGUACUGCAUUAGGGUAUAUGUUGUAUUAAAAUGAGUAUGACCCAAGCAGAACUUAAGAGUUUCUAAGAAAGAUGGUACAGAUUUAAUUAUUUAAAUUUACCACAGGGUCAUGGGAAUUCAAUAUUUUGUAUAAAUCCUUCCUGUUGGAUUAGACAACUGAAUGUAUCCUACGAUCAGCUGGAGAUCAGGGAUCAGAUUCUCCCCACCGUGGAAGAAAGCUCCCUGUGUUGCUGCGUGCACACACUUCUUGCGCAGCAAGAAUAUGGGGGUGAAAUUAAGAUUCUGAAUGUCACUUUGCCUCGCCUGCUAGUGACACUGAGCCAAUUCUGCAUGUAUGAACAGCACAGAGGUGGUCCUGCUGAGAGAAGGAGAGGUACAAGCCCGGAGAACAAAAAUACCAAGAGGGAGUGAGUGCACAGGUGGUUGGUUAAGUGGUAGCCCACUUGAUAUUCAAUACUGUGCUCCUUGUGCUAGCUGUAGAGAUCAUGUGCAUGGUUCAGCUGGUUAGCUGGGGCAUAAAUCAAGGCAGUAAUGUUAAGGCAUGGUAAUCUAAAGUGGGUUGUUUUUUUUAAGUGAAGUAAGGGCUAAAGAUUACUACAGGGAUACUAUAAACCAGGGGUCGGCAACCUUUCAAAAGUGGUGUGCCAAGUCUUCAUUUAUUCACUCUAAUUUAA